AUGUAUAAUAAUUUCUCAACAUCGUUACCGCCUUCUUACGAGUCGAUUCCGCCAAACUAUUAUCAACAACAGCCGAUCUAUACUAAUCAGUAUGCACAACCAUCGUACGUUGACAAUUCAUAUAUGAGUCAACCACCUCCGCAGCCAAUAUAUCAAGGAUUACCUCAGCAACCAUCGACUUAUGCAGUACCUGCUCAAUCUCCACCUACGUAUGCACCUGCAGCUCAACCACCGCCCUACACAGCACCUGUGAUACAGCAACAACCAACAAAUAAUAAUCUAAAUUCACCUGUAAAAAGUUCUGCACCUCCUGGUACACCAUUUUCUGCAGGUUACAAAUGGCCACGUAAGACAAUUCAAAUUGUUUGCCCACAAUGCGGAGCAACAGUAACAACGCGUGUCGAAACGUCAAUCACGGUUAUAACUAUUAUCGGAGCAAUAAUACUGUUUUUAUUGACUUGUAUAUUAGUUUGUUUACCAUUCUGUGCUCGCACUUGCAAAAGAACAACUCACUAUUGCCCCUAUUGUAACAGCGUUCUAGGUGUACGAAAACCACUUCAAUAA
Messenger RNA from Adineta ricciae, 564 nucleotides. Lineage: Eukaryota; Metazoa; Rotifera; Eurotatoria; Adinetida; Adinetidae. The record is from the annotation of a GenBank genome assembly.